Molecule: messenger RNA, 1301 nt
Organism: Sander lucioperca (pikeperch)
Lineage: Eukaryota; Metazoa; Chordata; Actinopteri; Perciformes; Percidae
Product: gastrula zinc finger protein XlCGF8.2DB-like
Exons: 2
Coding region: 161-1297 (378 amino acids)
Biological process (GO): regulation of transcription by RNA polymerase II
Molecular function (GO): DNA-binding transcription factor activity, RNA polymerase II-specific; RNA polymerase II cis-regulatory region sequence-specific DNA binding
Source: RefSeq, a predicted model, not a curated record
ACUCUAAACGCGUUCACUGCUGUUGUUGCAGGGGAGUCCGCGCGCUAAGCUAACGUUAGCCGCAGCUAGCUCCUGCUAACGCGUGUUAUCGUGUUGUAAACGUUCCGUAUUUUGUUCCCAAAAUGCAGGUCGGGGAGAAGUCGAAGAGAGGCACUUCAACAUGAACUCUGAGAGGAAACUGUCAGCGGACCAACGGAGAGCUUUACCUUCAGAUGUCCAGAAAGUGAUUGUUGGUGAAGAACAUCUGCAGGCGUGGAGCUCCUGUCUGGACCAGGAGGACACAAAGCCCCCAGACAUUAAAGAGGAACAGGAGGACCUCCAGAUCAUUCAGGAGGGAGAGCAGCUUCAAGGGCUGGAGGAGGCUGAUAUCACUAAGUUCCCAGUCACUCUUGUCCCUGUGAAGAGAGAAGAUGAUGAAGACGUCUCACAGCUUCAUCAAAGACAAACUGAAAAGAUGAAAACAGAAGCAGCCAUGAACUCAGAUCCAGAUACACAUUUACAACUAAAUACCGAUGACAAGACUGGAGAAUAUUCUGAACCUGAGACUGACGACAGUAAUGAUUGGAAGGAGACCAGCAAAACUCAGUCAGGUUUAAACUCUCUGAAUAAUGAUGUAGUCCCUGUUUCGAGUUGUAGUUCUGGUGAACCAUUUAGCUGCUCUGAGUGUGGGAAAAUAUUUUGCAACAAUAGAAAUCUGAAGAGACACAUAAGAGCUCACACAGGAGAGAAACCAUUUAGCUGCUCAAUAUGUAAGACAUCUUUUACACGGAGUGGAAGUUUACAGAAACACAUAAGAAGCCACACGGGAGAGAGACCAUUUAGCUGCUCAGUCUGUAAGAAGACUUUUACACGGAGUGAAGGUUUACAGAAGCACAUGAUGAUACACACAGGAGAGAAACGAUUAAGCUGCUCGUUCUGUAAGAAAACGUUUAUACAAAGUGGAAAUUUACAGGCACACAUGAGAAUCCACAAAGGAGAGAAACCAUUUAGCUGCUCAGUCUGUAGAAAAGCUUUUACAGUGAAUGGAAAUUUAAAGAAACACAUGAGAAUCCACACAGGAGAGAAACCAUACAGCUGCUCAGUCUGUAAGAAAGCUUUUACACAGAAUGGAAGUUUACAGGCACACAUGAGAAUCCACAAAGGAGAGAAACGAUUCAGCUGCUCCGUCUGCAGGAAAGCUUUUACAAAGAAUAAAAAUUUACAGAACCACAUGGUAAUCCACACAGGAAAGAAACCAUUUAGCUGUGAGGAGUGGAGCUCCAGCCUGGAAGGAGAGGAGAACCUCAGUCAGGUUUAAACAC